AUGUAUCCUCAUAAUGCUGGCGUGGCGCCCGCGCCCCAAAAACCAGAGACCUUCAUGCUCAGCACAGAAGCCCAGCAGGCAUUGCCACACGAUGCUCAGGUCGCCCUGCAACAAGUCGACAACUUGAAAUACUUCCUGAUCUCCGCACCCGUCGAUUGGCAACCAGACCAGUACAUCAGGAGGUUUCUGCUGCCAACGGGCGAGUACGUCUCGUGCGUCCUAUGGAACAACCUCUUCCACAUCUCGGGCACCGACAUCGUGCGAUGCCUGUCCUUCAGGUUCCAGGCCUUUGGCCGCCCUGUCAAGAACUCCAAGAAGUUCGAGGAGGGCAUCUUUUCGGAUCUGCGCAACCUGAAGUCUGGCACCGACGCCUCUCUUGAGGAGCCCAAGAGCCAGUUCCUCGACUUCCUCUACAAGAACAACUGCAUCAGGACGCAGAAGAAGCAGAAGGUGUUCUACUGGUAUAGCGUACCGCACGACCGCCUCUUCCUCGAUGCUCUUGAGCGGGAUCUGAAGAGGGAGAAGAUGGGCCAGGAGGCUACCACCAUGGCCGUCAGCGAGCCGGCUCUGUCGUUCCAGUACGACUCGUCGCAGUCGCUGUACGAGCAGCUGACAAAGGCGCAGCAAGCCAACUCGUCGUCCUUCAACGCCCAGCAGGUUUCCUUCCCUCCUUCGCAGUCGACCUCCCCCGUCAUGAGGGCAAUGGACUCGAUGCCGCCACCCCAGAUGAUGGCCCAGACCAUGCCGCAGACUAUGGCCCCCUCGAUGCCCCAACAAAUGCCCCAGUCGAUGGCCCCUUUGCCAGACAACCUCGAGGCCAUGGUUCCUUACGGAGCGAUGGGCAUGGCUCCUGCCAUGCAGGCGCAGCCGGCGGUCAAGAGGGAGCCUGACUACAACCGCGGUGUUCAGUACAACCAGAACGGUGUUCCCAUCCAGGGCCACCAGCGUCAUGCCUCGAUGCCCGCCUAUGCUCUUGAGUACUCGCCUGCGCCCUCCUUCGUCUCUUCCCACUACGACGACUACGGCAACCGGGGCAUCUCUUUCGAGCCUCUCACGCCUCCUCAGCAGGCCCUGGGAAUGGGCGCUGAGCCGGCCUACAUCGCCAACGAGGAGACCGGCCUCUACACGGCCAUUCCUGACCACCUGAAUGGCGUCAACGGACUCAACGGCAUGAUUCAGCUGCCUCCCUCAAAUCUGGCUGGCCCGCAGUUCACCAGGUCAUACGGAUCCAACAACGUCUACUCUGUCAUUGAGGGUUCUCCGACCUACAAGCAGAGGAGGCGGCGGUCCUCAAUCCCGCCGGGCAUGUCGGCGAUUGCGGCUGCAACUGCGGCGGCGACUGCUCACAGGCCUUCGGACCUGCGCAGGUCAGUAUCGGCCUCGGUCGGUCCCGUCGCCGAGGGAGACGAGUCGCUUGACAACUCCCCUCCGGGCCUCAUCUACAGCAACCAGGGAAUGCCCAUGGCCUCGCACCAGAGGGAAGCCAUGGAACAGCUGUCGCGCCACGGCACGCCGCUCUCGACGGUCGAGGGCAGCCCCGGACCGCACUCGAUGGCGCUGCCGCAGCAGCCUGGUCAGCAGGACUACUCCGCCAUGCUCCCCGACGACGUCGGUGGCCAUAUGGAUGAGCGCAGGGCAAUGCAGGGCGGACCCAACGUUAUCCGCAGGGCACGCUCGGCGACCGUCAUGGAGCUGGGCCCGUACCCGCAGAAGUCGCACUCAUGCCCCAUCCCCACCUGUGGUCGUCUCUUCAAGAGAUUAGAGCACCUCAAGCGACAUAAGCGCACGCACGACAGGGCCGACGGCGGCGACGGCGGUCUCAUCCUCUCGGGCGAGGACGAGGAGGAGUACUCGGGCGAAGACCACCUCGGGUCUCUCGAGGAGGCUUCGCCGACAUCGGAUAGCGGCUACGUCACGGCCUCGCUCAACUCGGUCGCAAACGGCAACGCUGGGGCAUCAACCUCAUCGAGCCCACACUCGGGCAUGGUGUCGCACGCCCCCGCCUACAACAGCCUGCAGACGCUGAGCAUGCCCAUGCAGAUGAGCCAACCACAGCCCAUCAACGCCGGCGGCAUGAUCUCCAAGGUCAACUGUUGCGUCAUGUGUCUUGAUUAUGUGUGA
Gaeumannomyces tritici R3-111a-1 is the source of this 2121-nucleotide messenger RNA. RefSeq names its product transcription factor steA. NCBI's taxonomy places the organism in Eukaryota, Fungi, Ascomycota, Sordariomycetes, Magnaporthales, Magnaporthaceae. Gene Ontology annotation, molecular function: DNA-binding transcription factor activity. Gene Ontology annotation, biological process: sexual reproduction; regulation of DNA-templated transcription. The coding region runs from base 1 to 2121 and encodes 706 amino acids. The record is from RefSeq and is a predicted model, not a curated record. The transcript is spliced from 4 exons. Gene Ontology annotation, cellular component: Tec1p-Ste12p-Dig1p complex; Ste12p-Dig1p-Dig2p complex; nucleus.